UAAUUAAGUAUAUUCAAUCAUUUUACUGCAUUUUUAUCAGUUAUUAUCUAAUUUUGGUGUGAAAUUAUGUCAACCAAACAACACUUAGGUCUUCCGCAUUAUCAAUGGCAAUCAUUAUACUUACUACGAGAUGAUACCGGUUACGGCUUUACGUGUGUUUACAUCACCAUUUAGAUACGAGUCGCAAUUAGUUUUUUUCGGAAUGUAUUAGUUUCAACAAAUAAAUUGCAAUCGAACAGAGCUAUGCAAUACUUGACAGUAAAAUCUAGAAAAGUACUUGAAAUAAACUGAGCAAGCUGUGAGUCACUUUUUGUUAUUAUUGGAUAAUUCAUCGAAUUUAAAAACAAUAUGAACUCAUUUAAAGCACCACCAGGGAAGCAGGUCGAUGAUAAAAAGAAAUUGAAUUUUAUAUUGAUGGCUUGUUAAGAAAUCGGUACGUUUGUUAAACGGUGUUAAUAAAAAUUGACACGGUUACCCAUGCCGAACCACAACAUUGUUGCGUUUUUAUUCAAUAUUGCGUAUGAGCGCGCACAAAAUCAUCCUGUCGCAUAAAAUUGGUGUCGAUGUCAAUCCGACUCCUUACAGUGUUGCGCAUGUUCGGCUCGCGUUUGAAUCGCGUAUUACGUUCAGUUUAGCUUUGGCAGUCAAUGUAUCAGCACGAACAUUACGACACAUAGUGAUAUCCACAACAAACAACUGCGAACUCGCUUUCGCACACAUUCGUAUGUGCAACGAUCAUUGAGAUAAAAAAAAGUCAAUUAAAAACAAUUAAAUGAACGAAUCGAACAAACAAACAGAAAGUUCAGUCGAGUUUUUGUAAGCAAAAUCCAAAAAAAAAAACACAGCUGAUUCGGUUCAUUGAAUCGCAGAAUAUUUUAUAAUCUAUAUUGGAAUGUUUGUAUUACAAGAAAUUGUGUGUAAAAAAACUGUGUGCAAAAAAAGUAACAAAAAUAGACGAUCAGUAGAACAAAGAAUUGAGAAUCGAAGUUGUAUGCGUGACAUUACGCGCUGAGUGUAUGGACUGUGUAGUUGUUGCAUUCAAUCAAAGCUAAAAUUAGCGAUAACAUUCAAAUGUGUGAUUUGGCACGAAACCAAAACAAAUAACGAUAUGAAAGCAUCAAUACGAUGAAAUACUUGGCGUAAAGAGAGAAUUGGUGACAGGUACUCACAGAAAGAAAGAAAAAAAACGAACAAACACAUGUGCUACUUUGAAUUCAUUCACGGUGGAUCGCAUAUUAUGGUUGUGAAUUCUUGCGCGGUUUACUCAUAAUAUUUAUCGAACAAUGCGAUGUAUGAAAGUUCAACUGUGAUUGAGAUAAAGAGGAGGGAGCAACAAUUAUUUUCAGUGCUAUGAUAAACAGCAAUAUUACAGCUUAAAGUGGAUUUUCGUUUCUUGUUAUUUGAUAUAAGUAGUGAUAAAUUCAAAAUGGAUAUGUUAAGGACGUUGCCAAGACAUUUGGAUGCAAAGGAUUUAUCAAACGAUACAAAUAGUUUGAAUGUCACGAUGCCUGCGGCUGCCGCAGCCGCCUUUCAACUGUCGAGCAAUUUUUUAAAUACAACCCCCGUCAAAACGGAUAUGGAGAUAAUGGAGAAUUCAAUGCUCGAGGAUGAUCCGAAUGCAAAUUGUCAAUUAGCAUCGGCUAAAGUUAUAAAUAGCACAGCCAAUGAAUCACAAUCAUCAUAUCCACGAUGGGGACCACAACACAAAGGCGCUCAAGAGCUAGCAAAUUUAUAUAGUCCAGGCAAACGAAUACAAGAGGUGAUUUGCGUGUACAUGUGCAUUAGUUUAAUGAUAUUAAACUUAUUCCUAAUUAUCCGACAUUUUCGCUUCGAACGAAUGGGUAUUGUGAUUGCAGCUGCACUUUGUGGCAUAAUUACGGCCGAUUUUGGAUCGGGAUUUGUGCAUUGGUUCGCUGAUUCUUGGGGUUCCGUCGAAUUGCCGAUCAUCGGAAAAGCCUUUCUAAGACCAUUUCGUGAACAUCACAUAGAUCCUACUUCAAUAACACGUCAUGAUUUCAUUGAAACGAAUGGAGACAAUUUCAUGGUAGCUUUGCCAAUUUUAGCCCGUGUCGCAUACAACUUUCUAACAAAUAGUCCGACAGAGAUACAAGAUCAUUAUCCAAUUAGUGCUUAUUUAUUCCUUUGUUCGAUAUUCGUGGCGAUGACCAAUCAGAUACACAAGUGGUCGCAUACAUAUUUUGGGUUGCCAUGGUGGGUUCUAUUUUUACAAGAUCAUCAUAUAAUUUUACCACGGCGACAUCAUCGAAUACAUCACGUGGCACCGCAUGAGACGUAUUUUUGCAUCACGACCGGGUGGCUCAAUUGGCCAUUGGAAAAACUCAGAUUUUGGUCAACUAUGGAAAUCAUCAUUGAGUAUGUGUUCGGUUGCAAGCCAAGAGCCGAUGAUUUCAAAUGGGCGCAAAAGUCACAAUAAAAUCCAAACGGCAGGCUGUACCAGCAAGAAGUACCGACGAAAUACAACUAUUAGAGUGUCAUAAUGUUGAUUUCAAAUGUGUCACAAAAGAACAUAUCGAUUAAGCUGAAUGCAUUUGCCAUAAAUACCUCUGAUAGUGAUAAGCUUGUGAGCAUUGUUCUUUGUAUAUUUUGUAUGGAUUUUAUAUACUGCACAGCUCAUAUCUCAAACCCAAACGUUUAAAUGAUGAAUUUUAUUGUGUUUCGUCAGCGGCAAAAAUCCAUCUUUUACAGCUUAAGUUCCUAAUGCAAAUUGAAUGAAGGAUACAUUGUUGGUUAUACCAUUAUUUACCAAUUAAUUGAAUUCAGAGAAAAAAACGACUAUAAAAGUCGUAAAAAAUAUAUUUAGCUGGAAUUUGUUCAUUUGUCUGUUGUCCUUGAGUCAACUUUUUAUGAGCUCCCUCAUAACGAUGUACCUACUUUGCGUCAGUAUUUAAUGGAACCGAAAAUUGUUUUGGCUAUUAGCAGUAAUGAUGCGAAUGAAUGUCGUCACUAUUGUUGUAAUGUUCUUUUAUGAGCUUUUUUUUGAAAGUAGACAUCGCAACGUGUUACAUGGUCGGAAGAUAGUGUGAUAAAGUAUACACCUGUUCGAAUCGAAAUAAAACUUAUAUUGAAUAUAAAUAACAUGCGAUGUGGAACAUUGCCGAAAGGACACAUAAAAGUCAAUUAAUUUAUCCUAAUUACAAUGGCAAUAUAUAUGAUAUGAGAAUGUGACAGAAAAAAAAAACUAGAAUGUAAUCACAGUAUUAUAUGCCACUUAUUUAUAUGCUCGUUAAUAUAAUUAUAGAUCAAAUCUAAUUUGUAUUAAGAAUCAUAUUAUACGAAAUUGGAUCUUUUGAUUUCAUUUAAAGAGAAGAAAAGAGAACAUAAAAAAUUAGAUGAAUUGAAUCAGUGCAUCGAAAAAAUUGCUAUCAUAACUUCUAAAGUUGGUGAUCCAAAAGGGGUAAUUUCAAGGGGAAUGUCACAAAAAAACGUACUAGAAUUAUAAAAUUCGGAAUAGGUCGUAAAAGGUUGAAAUAGUUUGGAAUAAGCGGCAACGUAAAUGUCAACAAAAAAAAAUUAUAUUAUUAUUAUUAUUUUAUUAUUCACAGAAACAUUAGGUUUUUAAUUCAGUCGUCGGCACCGAAACAUUUCAAUAUUUUUGCGAAUAUAUUUUUUGUAUAAUUUAAAUAAAUAUAUUAAACACUUACAACAAAAAGUAUAUUCAAAAAAAUAUUGAAAUGUUUUUGACUGAAUUGAAAGCUCAAUGUUUCUGACACCAUAUCGGCGUAUUUGUUGACAUUUACAUAACCACUAAUUCCAAACUAUUCCAACCUAUUUCGACCUAUUCCGAAUGAUAUAAUUCUAGUACGUUCUUUGUGACAUUCCCUUUGGGUAAUUUUAAAUUUAAACAUUUGAUAAAAAAAUGUAUGGGGUAGUUCACGUCCCAGACAUACGUCCUCAAGAGAAAUAUUUAAGGGGUUAAUUGAAAAAAAAUCGAGAGGGAUAAGCAAAAAAGUGAAGUGUGUUUUGUGAAAAGUGUACUUUUUUCGUUUUGCUCUUCACUUUUUUGGCCAAAAUCCCUAGCAAAUUGGAAGAAUUCGUUAAAAAUUCGAAAGGGGUCAACACUUCGUCAGUGAGGGUAAUCGGACCCCUCGGACCCCUGCUGAGGACGUAUGGUCCCAGAAAAAGUGAAGAGCAAAAAAAUCCAAAGGCUGUUAUUUGCAAUAAAAUACGGGAUUGUUUCUCUGAGGAGGAGGAUUAGUGAGAUGGCAUAUAAGAAGGAGAGCGCUGAGAAGGAUCCUUCCUCUCAAGCGAUUUGGGAAAAGUUUUUUUUUUUAAUCAAAAAGCUCUUUUUAUCGCAGAAAUAUCAUUUUUGGUUGAAAAAAAAAUUCCUCCUCCCCAUUAGCCACCUUCCCACUCCUCCUUCUCAGGAGAACAAUACUUGUAAAAGUAAUUUUUCCACUGCACAGAUUCUUCAAUGGAUCUUCGAUUAGAAAAGAUUAAUAGUAGCACGAUCUGAUGCAUACUUAUUUUCAACAAAUUACGAUUGUUCAAUCAAUCGAAUAUCUUUGUCGGACAUUAUCAAAAAAGUUUCACAUUUUGAACCACAAAUACCAUUGCAUUCUCACUCAAAUAAUACUGGUGUAAGAAUAACUGUUUUUAUCGUUAUUAGCUUAAGAUACAAAUUAUUGAAGAAUUUACUCGAAGCGGGUAGUGCCUUUAGAGGAUGAAUCGAAUAAAAAGGUAAAAUAAAAACUAUAUUAGGCUUUGCAAGAUUAUAUAAAUAUAUAUAAUUAUAAUUUCACACCCACACAAUUCCUAUGUAAGAAACAUUAUAAUUUUGUAUGUGAAUAAAAAACUGAAAUCUACUCAAGUGCUAUAGUAAAU
Molecule: messenger RNA, 4842 nt
Organism: Contarinia nasturtii (swede midge)
Lineage: Eukaryota; Metazoa; Arthropoda; Insecta; Diptera; Cecidomyiidae
Gene: Kua
Product: transmembrane protein 189
Exons: 7
Coding region: 1427-2434 (335 amino acids)
Molecular function (GO): oxidoreductase activity
Source: RefSeq, a predicted model, not a curated record